Molecule: messenger RNA, 1893 nt
Organism: Magnolia sinica
Lineage: Eukaryota; Viridiplantae; Streptophyta; Magnoliopsida; Magnoliales; Magnoliaceae
Product: S-adenosyl-L-methionine-dependent uroporphyrinogen III methyltransferase, chloroplastic-like
Exons: 6
Coding region: 92-1264 (390 amino acids)
Biological process (GO): siroheme biosynthetic process
Molecular function (GO): uroporphyrin-III C-methyltransferase activity
Source: RefSeq, a predicted model, not a curated record
CACUUUUAAUUUCUCUAUAUAUACUUGGGUUGGGACUUCCAAAUGAAGCCUUCUCUACAGUUGAAUUUUACAACACUGCCACUUGAAUGCAAUGGCCCAUCUCAAUCAGCUCCCAUCUGAGAUCAUCUCCCCACAUUCUGUAUCUUUCCUCUCCCCAAAACCUCCUCUCUCAUUCUCCACUUCCCCUUAUGCUACAACCCUCUCCAAAAACCACACCUCCCUUAUCCUUCACCCCUCCUCCUUAUCCUCCACACCCUCCUCUCCCUUCACAGAAAAGCACUCCUUUGGGAGGUAUCAAAGGGACAGCUGGGUAUACAGAGAAGACCCACCUCCCUAUUCUUCGUGCUCGCUUGAUACUGAUUCGAAUUCCAUCAGAGACGAUGACAUUGCUCUGCAGCUGCCCGAAUUGAAGAGGCUGCUCCAGGUUUUGAGAGAGCGGCGAGCUAAUGAGGUCUCUGCCGGUGGUGGAGGAAAGAGAGAGCUGGGGAACGUUUUCUUGGUCGGGACGGGGCCUGGCGAUCCCGAGCUGCUGACUCUCAAGGCGUUGAGGGUGAUUGAGAACGCUGAUCUUUUGUUGUAUGAUCGGUUGGUCUCGAAUGAUGUGUUGGAGUUGGUGAGAGCGGAUGCACGGCUUUUGUAUGUGGGAAAGACCGCUGGGUACCAUAGCCGAACGCAGAUCAAUUUGCAGGAGGAGAUUCACGAGUUGCUACUGAGUUUUGCAGAAGCGGGUGCUACUGUCGUGAGGCUUAAAGGAGGGGAUCCACUGGUGUUUGGGAGGGGUGGAGAGGAGAUGGACUUUCUGCAACAACAAGGAAUUCAAGUGAAGGUUAUUCCUGGCAUUACGGCUGCUUCAGGAAUAGCAGCAGAGUUGGGAAUUCCAUUGACACACCGCGGUGUUGCAAAUAGUGUUAGAUUCCUGACAGGGCACUCCAGGAAAGGAGGCAAGGACCCUCUGUUUGUAGCAGAGCAUGCAGCUGAUCCUGAUUCAACCUUGGUUGUUUAUAUGGGUUUGUUGACACUCCCAUCACUUGCUCAGAAGUUGAUGUAUCAUGGCCUGCCACCUGAUACUCCAGCCGCCGCAGUGGAGCGGGGAACUACACCUCAGCAGCGCAUGGUAUUUGCAGAACUGAAGGAUCUAGUGAAGGAAGUUCAAAUGGCAGAUUUGGUAUCGCCGACGCUAAUAAUAAUUGGAAAGGUAGUGGCACUUUCAUCAUUCUGGCCUCUUUCUUCUAAAGAAGCCCUCAUGGUAGAGGAGACUAGAUAAUAGUAAUACUACGCAGAAGGAUCUAUAACUCACAGCACUGACUGAUGGAGAGGACAGACGAUUUUGGUGAGAGAAGCUCAGAAAAUAAACAGACGGGCCACGGCCAUCUUCAUCUGUGUCAUCUUCGCAAUUUUGGCUACCAUAUAGGAUGCCAUCUAAUGCAGCUGAUGCCAUAUAUGAGUUCGCAAGUGAAAAGGCUCAUCUGCAGCCCUCUCAGAUUCAUCUCUUUGAUGUUUACUGGAAGAUCAGUUCAUCCAUUUUUGGUUUGUAGUAGUUUGAGCAUCUGUCUGAGAAAGAACCCUAGGCUCCAUGGAGGCAUUUUGGAGGAUAGGUGUCGAGAUUGAGAGAAGAAUGGAUUGCUUGUUCCUGUCAAUGGAGAUAAAUAUGCAGUUUAAGUGUGUUUAAUAAGGUUUGAUAUUGAAAGGCAGCGAGAUGGAGAGCAAAGAUGUUCCCCUCGAUGAUGUCUCAAAUGCGGGAUUCUUGUGUAUACUGUAGUAGCAAUUCGCUUUGAGGUUCUGUAAUGUGGGAUUCUUGUGUAGUGACAAUUUGCUUGUGAUUGGUUUUCUUAUGUAUUUUUGUGGACCAUGAUUGCCAAGAAGAUGAAAGGUUCUGUAAGGGCGUUUCCAGUA